AUGGUCGCACAGCUCCAUGCUGGACACUCGGACGACACCUCGAUGGACGGCAUGAGCAUGGGCAUGGACAACAGCACCACCGCCGCCAUGAUGCACACCGCCUUCACCAUCUCGCUCGGCUCGGCCAACCUGUGGUUCGAGGGCUGGACGCCCACCUCGCCCGCCGCGACCUUUGGCGCCUGCCUCGGCCUCUUCUUCCUCGCCGUCCUGUCGCGCGUCCUCGCCGCCGUCAAGGUCUGCGCCGAGACCGCGUGGGCCGCCUCGCUCGCCCACCACCGCGCGCGUCGAGGCCCCAUCUCGCUCCCCGCCGACGCCGACGCCGGCUCGAACGCGCUCCAGGACCAGGACGACGACAAGGCGUCGCAGCUCGACCCGGUCGCCGCGCCGUCGUACCCUUCCUCGACCGCCGCCUCGCCGUCGAGCCCCUCACGAGGCCUCUCGUCGCCCGCCCUGUACUCGCCUCCCUUCCUCCUCGCCAUCGACCUCCCUCGCGCCCUUCUCCUCGGCCUGCAAGCCUUUGUCGCCUACCUCGUCAUGCUCGGCGUCAUGACCUACAACGCCUACUUCUUCGUCGCCAUCCUCGUCGGCUUGAUGGCGGGCGAGCUCGCCGUCGGGCGGUACGUCGCCGCGUUCGGCGGGGCGGGCGCGGCGCAUGGUGGACACGGCGAGGGGUGGCUGCACGGAUAG
Messenger RNA from Rhodotorula graminis WP1, 687 nucleotides. RefSeq lists its product as uncharacterized. Gene Ontology annotation, biological process: intracellular copper ion homeostasis; copper ion transmembrane transport. The coding region runs from base 1 to 687 and encodes 228 amino acids. Gene Ontology annotation, cellular component: plasma membrane. NCBI's taxonomy places the organism in Eukaryota, Fungi, Basidiomycota, Microbotryomycetes, Sporidiobolales, Sporidiobolaceae. Gene Ontology annotation, molecular function: copper ion transmembrane transporter activity. The record is from RefSeq and is a predicted model, not a curated record. The transcript is spliced from 2 exons.